AGAGGAACUGUUGAUAUCAAAGUCACAACACUAACAUUAUUUUUGUUUUGGUACAGAAAUUUUAAGACGUCAUUUAAUGUUUUGUAAACAAUUCGCAAGUGGCUAGGAAAAUCGAAAUAGAGUUGAAAGCAAAAAAUAUAAAACGCGAGUUGCAGGUGGCGAUUAUAUAUAUAUAUAUAUAUAUGAUACGAAUUGCGAUUUUUAUUUGAAUGUCGGAAUCAGAGAAAUAAAAUGUUAUCAAGGUAUUUAAAUGUGUUAGGGACCAUCUUUAUUUCAUUACGUCGUAAUGUUGGUUUUCCAUAUGGAGGAAUGCUAAGAAAAGACAUUCGCUAGUCCACAUAGUGAAAUACAAAUGUACAUACAUAAUAAACUAAAGUUCCUUUACAAUGGUGAAACGUCAUAACAUGUUUUCAUUUAUAAGUUAUGAUUAUUAAAUGGCAAAAGAUAUAAUCAAACCUGCCAUAAACACUAUUUUCAUAUCGUGAAAAUUUUAUUCAAAGUGCUUAUACAAUAGAUUUUUAAUAAAAAGUUAUGAGUUACGAAGAUGUUAACGUUAGCAACAAAGCAGUAACGAAUAAAACAGAGUAUAUAACGAAAAGUGGUGAAACUCUAAAUAGAGCAACGGGAAAAGUUGUUUGUCAACUUGUGGCGUCCCCCAUUUUCAUCAAUAAAAGUGUCACUAGAUUGGUUCAUUGUAUCAAUAAUAACUAAUAUAGAUCUUUAAAUUGAAUAAAAUAUAACAGCGCAAAUACAAUGUCCACUGUGACUCGUAGUGCAAGUGCGAGCCCAUCUGUUGGUCAUUCUAAUAAUCAACAAAAUCAGCAUAACCCAACGGAGAGACAAAAUUUUCCCCAUUCAGUAGUUGAUCCUAGUAAUUUUCCCCUUAAAUCUAUAACCGAUGUUGUGAAUUUUUUUCGGAGAUCACUUGAAGCAGGUUCCUCGGCAUAUGGAAGUGAACCCGAUUUAACACUGCUCUCAAUUGUUGCCGGUUAUAUCGAGCUUUCAUUAACUACAGGCGAUGCUGCAUUAGCUGCGGAACAUGCAUUAUCAAAUGCCGCUUCGAAUACAACUAUAUCUUCACCUCCACUUCUUGCGGCUGUUGUUGGCAGUCCUUUAUCGUCAGCACAAAACUGUGGCAUUAUUAUAAAAAGCAACAGUGUGCCUUUUCCAGUUGUAACAUACGAGCUUGUCUCGGGUUUAUAUAAGAAAUUUCAAAGUAUACUCUCUGUUGUUGAAAAACCUAAAUCAGCGCAAAAUCGUCAAGCUACACGUGAAAUCAUCAAAAAAGUGUCUGAUGUAAUUUGGCAUUCUUUAAUCAGAAGCAGUUAUAAGGAUCGAGCUCAUUUACAAAACUUAUAUAGUUAUUUAUCGGGCAACAAGUUGGACUGUUUUGGUGUAGCGCUAGCUGUUGUUGCCGGUUGUCAACUGUUAGGCUAUCGUGACGUACAUUUGGCUAUAUCUGAAGAUCAUGCUUGGGUUGUAUUUGGUUCUAAACAUACUGAAUGCAUCGAAGUGACGUGGCAUGGCAAAGGGAGUGAAGAUAAACGCGGUCAGGACAUAACAGCUGGCAUAGAAUCUGGAUCGUGGUUAUAUCUGAGCGGCUUGGCAGUUGUAUGCGAUAGAGCUAUGGAAGUUUCUGCUGUUGUAUCAGCAAUAAAUAUAUCAAUGACAACUAAUAGCGAUUGCGUUGAAGUGGCUGAUAUGCAACAAAAAUUACUUUGGUUAUUGUAUGAUAUGGGUCAUUUAACAAAGUAUCCUAUGGCAUUGGGAACACUUGGUGAAUUGGAAGAAAUCUCUCCAUCGCCUAAACGCAUAUCUUGUGAACAACUUUAUAAGGAGGCAAUACAGUCAUCCCGCAAAUUUUACCGCAAUCAUCACGUAUAUCCUUAUACUUAUCAGGGAAAUUUUUAUAAUCGUCUUUUGAAAUAUCGUGAAGCGUUUGCUUCGUGGGCAAAUGCGGCAGAUGUAAUACGCCUAUAUACAUACAGUUGUCGCGAUGAUGAGGAAAUUUAUAAAGAACUUUUGGAUAUUGCAAACGAGAUGAUACCACAUGUUAUGAAGACAGAGAGUUCGGGUCAUUCAGCAAGAAGCAUUCUUCGCGAUUCUGAAGUAUUUGCAAAUUUAUUGCGAUUCUAUGAUGGGAUUUGCCAAUGGGAGGAAGAUAGUUUAACACCAAUACUACAUAUUGGCUGGGCUAAGCCACUAGUAAACAAUAUAACAAAAUUCGAUUAUGAUAUAAGAUCACAAGUGGUAAUUAAAGUCCCUGAAGAUGAUGAAGUUACAUAUACAAAAAAAUCAUCUGAAGCAACAACUUCCUCAUUAAGAGAAGAUACAACACCUAAUGAGGUGCCUAAAGUGGAAAAGAAACAUGUAGUUGUGGAUGUAAAGAAAGAUGAACCCAAUAGCUGUAGUAUUAAUAAUAAUAAUUUCAAAAAGGAAGAUAAGACUUCGGGGGAUGUAAAAAAGACAGAUAUUACCGCCACAUUAGCAGAUCUAACUGCCGCUUGUGGUGAGAAAAUUUUGAAUCCAGAUUUUUUAUUACAGGGAGGAGGCGAGCCUUUUGCUGAACAAAAGAAACACAUGGAACAGCGACAGAAUGUCUGUAAUAAUGAUCCAACAAAUGGCUUAAAAAAUGUUCCGAAUAAAGAUACUGUUGUCACAAAUGUCGUCCAAAUGGAAAUAUCAAAUACCAAUGAUAAGUUGGAAGAAAAUGAAAAAGAAUCAUGCGCAGAGAUAAAAACACACUCACUUACUGAUGAGGAUCCCUUCGAGUUUAUGAUGAAACGUCCGGUAAUUACACUUUAUAGUCAAAAAAUGAAGGGUCUCAAAGACCUUUUGUUGGCAGAAAAAUUAAACACACAUGCAAUUUCACUGCAAGUCACCGCCCAAUCUGUGGCGAGCAAAAAGAUAAGAGGCAUUGAUAAGCUCGGUAAUCACACGACGACUUCAACGUACGCCAGUGCUCAUGUACCAGGCAAUACUUUGCAAUCCCUUCACACAAAUUAUAAUGCAGUUUUAAGCGAUAGCAAUACCAAUUCAAAUGAUAAUGGUAGCACUGCUACUACAAUUGCUGCUUCACGUCCUAAGCGCUCUCGCCGCGAGUAAAUAUUUGGCAGAGGUAAGGAAAUAAAAAAAAAAAUGCUGUAAGGAAGCUUCUUUUUCUUAUAUAUGUACAUAGAUAUAGAUACUGGCUAUGAUAGGGACUUAUAUUUCCAAUAUUCCAACUAUUUUCUAUACUUUUAUUAUUCAUAACAUUACCACAUGGAUCUAAUCGUACUGACGCAAAAACUUUUUCAAUUCUGUAUAAAACAUACAUAUGUACGUAUGUAAUCAUAGAGCAUUUAUUCAUUGCAAACUUUCGUUGAUUAUUGGUAAAUAUUUGUUAUUAAGUUCGACAUCUAGUUUGGAAUUACUCCGGCUUGAAUCUCGACUUUAUUUAAGCUUUGAUAAUGCUCCUGUUCCGAUUACAUAGAUUGAUCUUCUGCGAUUUUACAUACAUUUUUUUUUGUAAAAAUUUUUUUUUUUGAAUUCUUAUACUGAUCAUUUGAAAAUUAAAAAGUGAAUAUGAUAUGUGCAUGUAACUAGCCCUACAUCGAAAUUUUAAAAUUAAUUUCUAAGUUUUUUGUUAUAAAACUUACUAAUAAUCUUCGUAUUAUUUUUUUGAUGAAAAAGUUUUUGCAAGUACUUCCUUGUUAUUUGUGUUUACUCCAAUAUGAAAAAUAGCAGUUCAAAUAGAGAUUUAUUGCAAGCCAUCUUCGAUUGGCCAAAACUUGGAGCGAGAAAAAUCGAACACACUACUAUUAUAAAUCAAAUAGACUGACAUGAGGAAAUAAAGUUCAAAGACAAAGAUGUUGUAUCGCUUUAAUGAGUUGUCCAGGUACUCUCUUAUAAUGAAUUGAUUUGGAUAACUUUGUUGUUGCAUUGACAUAUAAAUUUGCUGACAAGAGAGCAAAACUCAAACCUUGCGAACAGAGAAGUGGCGACUAACUUAGUACUUACCGAUCCAAACAGGGUUAGAGCGCCGAAAUAACAACCCUUGGCCGGAUAAAAUCCGUCUCAAUACUUGUAGCCGGUAGAACGUAAAUGAGAAAUGACGAAUCGAAGACGGCUAACAUAUAGACAUAUGAAAAUAUGUACAGCACAAGAGCAUUAUACUUAAUCUAUUUUAGUUUAAUUUGACAAACUAUUUAUUAUCUUUUUAUAGAAGUUCUAUGGAAAAAUGUUAAGGCCAAAAAGUUGCUUAUAAAAACUACAUUGAAAGCAAUUAUUUCAAAGAAAUAUGAAAUGCAUACAAAAAUAUAUUUCAAUAACUUAAAGUAUAUUAGCUUAGUAUUAAGUAUAUUCUGCAAAUUUUAUGUUAAAAAAUGUAUGUAAAGAUAAUUUAGAGAAUAUACUAUUCAAUAGUUGCACUUUUCCUGUCUCAUGUGAUAUGCUUUUCUAAAAGCGUUUGUAAUCAAACUAUAAUCAUGUAUAUAAAUAUAAGUACACACAUACGCACACAACCGUAAUCCUAAUAGUAUAAUAUUCUCAAUAUACAUACAUACUUGUACAUCAGUCUAGCAUGAUUAUAUCUUCCCGUUAUUUAAUAUUCCAAUAAACCUCUUACCCAAAUUUGUAUGCCUGACGAAUUAUUAAAGUCUUGUGUGUUAUUUUUGUUUUUCAAAAUAAUAUAUAUAUUUUUUAAAUCACUUAAGACAUCCCUAUACGCAGGCUUAUAGCAUAGAUUUAGACUUACUUUUACAAAAUACUUCAAGUACACCUUAAUGCAUUAAAUAGAGUCUUGUGUAUCAGCAAAAAAUAAAAAUAAAUAGUCAAAGAAAUUCACAAGUACUCGGUACAUACAUACAUAUGUACAAGUGUAUUUUCUACUACUUAAGGAAUGGCUAUGAGUUGUCAAUAAUGAUAAUAAGAAAUGAAUUUUAAAGAAAGUCUGUGAUGAAAGAAACGAUUAAAAUAAUGAUGAAAAUCAAUUUAUCCUAAUAUUAAGUGCAUAAAAUUCGCAAAGUAAUAAUGUUAAAAUAAAUGAGUAUAAAAGCUAUGUUUAAUAGAAAGUUACGUUUUGCAAUAAUCUACAAUACUUACAAUAAAUAAUGUUUGUUUAAAUAUCUACAUCAGUAGAUUAUUAAAGGUAUUACAUAAUGUACAUAUGCAUUUAAAUGUUAAAUGUUACAAAUUACUAAAUUACAAAACAAUGAAAAAAAACAAUAUUAAUAUUAUAUUGUGAUUUCUCAAUUAAAUUUAAAACAUAUUUAACCCAAAAAUCUGUAUACGUUAGGGUGUUCGUUAUUUCCAAGUUGAUGUUUUUGUUUUUCAAACUCCCCCUUAAACUUCAGUUCUUGCCCAAAACAAAAGGAUCCAACUUAAACAAGCUCUUUAUUUUCAAUUUAAAGAAAUUAUGUCUAAAUUUUUUUUACUUUUCCCAUAUAUUUGAUAUGGGGUUUUUUAUCUUUGCAAUAAACUUCUUAUCUGCAAAGUAAAUAAACCUACAACUCUAAAAUAAUGUUAUUCUAAUAUAAAAUUUUCGCACUACAAAAAAGGGUUUUUUCAUAAAAACAUAAAAUGAAAAGUCAUAAAGUGCAGUUAAAGUUAAUGCAUCAAAUGUACUGUAUUCAUAUAGUACACCAUGUCGUAUGACAACAUGAAUGUAUAAAUAACUUGUAUGACUGCUCAUUGUUUUCCAAUAGGGAGGAUAUGAUUUCUUAGUGUCGUUUCGGCCAUUUUUUAUGCGCCAUGAUCUGUAAUUUUUUUCUUCUAAUUUUUCAGUAAUGUUUACAAUUUCAUAAUGGAAAGAUAUACGCAAGAACAACGUUUACAAAUUAUUCAAUUUUAUUAUCAAAAUAAUCGUUCUCCAAUUACAAGUUUUUUAAGAAAAUCAUCUUCUCAUAUGAGACUCACUUUCAUCUAAGUGGUGCAGUAAAUAAACAAAACUGUUAAUUCUGGAGUGAAGAAAAUCCACAAAUUAUUCAGGAACAACCAUUACUUUCACCUAAGUUAACAGUUUGGUGUGGUUUUUGGUCUGGUGGAAUCAUCAGUCCGUACUUCUUUCGUAAUUAAGUUGGUGACACCGUUACUGUCAAUGGAGAGCGGGAUAGAUCGAUGAUAGCCAACUUUUUAUGGCUGCAAUUGGAAGAAGUUGAUCUUGACAACAAUAGGUUCCAACAAAAUGAGGCUACGUGCCACACCGCACGUGCAACAACCGUAUUAUUGCGAGAAAAGUUUGUAGAUUCGAUAAUUUCAAGAAAUUGUGACAUUGAAUGCCCUCUAAGAAGUUGUGAUUUAACACCAUUAGACUACUCCUUGUGGGAUUAUUUGAAGUCAUUUGUCUUUAGCAAUAAACCAGACUCUUUUCAAGCUUAAGAAAACAAUAUUGCACGUGCUAUUCAUGACAUACGACUUAAAUUAGUGGAAAAAGUACUUGAAAAUUCAUCGAGUUCGUCCCUGCAAAAGAAGUCGGGGAGGCCAUUUGAUUGAUGUUAUAUUGUGGACUUAAUUGUAUCGAUCAUAUCACUCUUAUUGGGAAACCCUGUAACUGUAACGGCGUAUAACUUUUAAAGGAACGUUCUGAUGGGAAAAAAAACAAUAUUUUUUUGGAGACCGGAAAAUUUUGUAUUAGAAUAUCACUUUUUCAAAGUUGUAUUAAUUGUUUAAUGCAAAAUAUAUGUUAUAUAUUUACAUACAUGCGUUAAGAAAUCUAAGUCAUAUUUCUGUGCUUGUUUUAAAUUGAAAAUAAAGAGCUUGCUUACAUUGGAAAGUUUUUUGUAAGCGCAAAAACUGAAAUUACAGGGCACGCUUUCAAAACAAAAAUCAACUUGGGAAAUAACGGACUCCCUAGUGUAUAUACACACAUAUAUAUACAUAAGUAUAUGUAUAAUUAAGUACAAUGUUGUAAAUUCAACAAAAAAAUUAAAUUAGUAACUCCUAUACAUACGUACAUACACAUUUUAUUAUACUUCUGUAUCGCAUAAAAAUCUGUAUAAUAAAUAUGUAUUAACACUUUCGGCUUAAAAAUAUAUAAUACAAGGGGGUAGUGAGACAAAAUGCUUAAUGUGCGUCAAAACUAAAGCUCGUAACUUAAUAUAUGUAUUACUACCCAACGAGAUAUAAAAUUCAAAGAGUUAUAAAAAUUUUAAGUGCGAAUUGAGCAUUAAUAGCGAUACUUUUUGCAAUUAGAGUUAUUUAUAUCAAAUUUGACGUUCACUUCAAUUGGAUGUCUUACUGCUAUAAAAAAUGUUAGAAAUAUGUGUGUAUAUAUUUGUAUAUAUUAUUGUAUAACUUCCGUUUUAAUUUUACACACACGAGUUAGGCUACGCGCUUUAGUUUUGGCAGACACUGUAUAGUACAUGUAAUGAAGAUAUAUUGAUUUCUAUACCAGAUCACGCGCUCAAAAAACUUUUCAUAAGUCUCAACUAUAACGAUGCAAUUUGCUCAAAAUAGACAUUUAAGGAUGCCUAAAUUUACAAGCUGAAUGUUAGUAAACUUGUCCAAACUUGAUUAAAAAUAACAUACUUAAACUUCUCAUCGCUCCUAUAUGUGGAAAAAAAAUAUUCGACCUCAACACCCAUAUACCUAAUAGAAAGAUUUUCGAACUUCCAGCUGACUUUAUACCGGACAUAUCGCUCAAUAUGUGAGUCUUCUUAAUAAAAUGUGCGGGCGUGUUUUUGUGUGUGCCUAAAAUGAAUAAAAUCGGGUGAAAACAGCCCUAGGCUCCAUAUAACUAAUAUUAAAAUUUUCAAACUUUCGGUUGACUUUACUCCUUACAUAUUGGUAAUGGUAUGUGAGGUGAAUGAAACUCUUUUUCGUUAGCAAUAUGUAGAAAUGCUAAAAGUAGAUAAAAUCGGGUCAAUACUAACCUCGCAUCCCUAAUACACAUAAUGAAAUCCUUUCCUCUGGUUAGCGUUUUCCACAUCAUCUCAAUAUAUUAUAUUUAACCUCUCUGGUUGAGGAUGAUUUUAGCGGACGAGAAGUAAAAUAUAACAACAAAACUAAAUGAGUCUAUGACUUAUAAUAUAACUUAAUAAUAAAAUACCAAACUUGAUUGUAAUCCAUUCAGGAUUUCGUGGAAUAAUUAAUACUGAAUUCUUUCGCAAGAUUUUUAAAAUCAAAUUUUGCCAACACCUGAAGGUAUUAACCGUACUUUGAUCCUUGUAAGUUGCAAGGGUAUAAAAUGUUCGGUUACACCCGAACAUAGCGCUUUUUUAUUUGUUUAUAGAUAAUUUUAUGAUCUAGAAAUUUGAUCCAAGGUAAUUUUAUGAUCCAACUUACCGUUUAGUUGAAAAUCGCGAAAAAUUUCUUCAAGUACUUUUUUCACAUAUCGGAAUGUUAAGGAGUUUUUGUACGUUAUUUGUAAUCAUGCUUUGAACAUAUUAAUUCACUUAAAGCUUGUUGUAAAUGUAUGUAACUUUAUUCUUAUUCUAUGUCUUAUAAAAUGAUUCCUUGAUGGAUCAAUCGGGUGAUUAGCAUUUAAAAAUCGGCACUACUAUUUAAAAAGUAAUAUGUAUGACUAUCACAAAAAUUUCUUUAGACCCCCAUAUACCACAUAAAAAUAAUAUAGAAGAAGUAAUGUAACUGCAAGCCAUUAAUAUUCAAAAUUACACAGACGUUUCAGUAACCAAAAUAGCAAAAAUUCAAAUUGCAAUACAAAUGAGAAAUAAAAUAUAAAAAUCGCCAAAAUUAAUGAACUGCUUCUUGUUAAUUACUCAAGUUUUUGAUAUUUAUUUGUUAAAUAUAUUCAAUUAUAAGUAAAUUAGUAGCGCCUAAAUACACAUAUACAUAUACUGUCCACAGCUGCAUAAACAAUAGCAAACGAAGCCAAUUUCCUAUUCAAAUCAGUUCUCGCCGAAUGAAGUACACCAUGGUGUAAAACAAUAUUAGAUGAUAAUCAAAAGCAACCAAUACAUUUAAAACAAAACAUAUGUAAUAUUAGUUUACCAUUGCAAGUAGAAACCUCCAAAAUAGUAUUGUACAAUUGUUCAACAUUAUCAGCUCUAAAUGUUUAAAUUUAAAAAUAAAUUAAUGAAUUGAA
This is a messenger RNA of Bactrocera oleae (olive fruit fly), 9022 nucleotides long. RefSeq names its product menin 1 (gene Mnn1). Gene Ontology annotation, biological process: negative regulation of cell cycle; regulation of transcription by RNA polymerase II; negative regulation of cell population proliferation. Gene Ontology annotation, molecular function: chromatin binding; transcription cis-regulatory region binding; Y-form DNA binding. Lineage: Eukaryota; Metazoa; Arthropoda; Insecta; Diptera; Tephritidae. The record is from RefSeq and is a predicted model, not a curated record. Gene Ontology annotation, cellular component: nucleus; chromatin; histone methyltransferase complex.